Brassica rapa (field mustard) is the source of this 3427-nucleotide messenger RNA. RefSeq names its product pentatricopeptide repeat-containing protein At3g57430, chloroplastic. Gene Ontology annotation, biological process: RNA modification. Lineage: Eukaryota; Viridiplantae; Streptophyta; Magnoliopsida; Brassicales; Brassicaceae. The record is from RefSeq and is a predicted model, not a curated record. Gene Ontology annotation, molecular function: RNA binding; zinc ion binding; protein binding.
UUUUGGUUUCCUUCCUAAAAGACCUCGUACUAAUUAGAGUUGGACAUUUUUUUAUAUAUUAGACAUCAUUUGUUCAAUUCUCCAAUGUGAGACUUAGUUUGUUAUCUCACAUUCUCCCCCUCAAACUAAUGAUCACUUUCAUCUCGUGUUCCAUAAUUGACUUCUAGAAUCUUUUGACUUGAUCUCUGCCACACACCUCUCAUUUCUAACUCAUAGGAUACCAUUCAUCUCUCGAAGCAUAUAUUGGUCUUUUUGCAGAUUUCUCGUUAACCACUCUGAUACCAAUUGUUGGGUUUGUUAAAGCCCAUGUCCAACUCUAUAUUUUUCGAUUAAUACGAUAUUGUCCACUUUGGAUCUAAGAGGUAAGCCCGCAUGAAUUUACUUUUGGUUUCCUUCCGAAAAUAUCUCAUACUAAUUAGAAUUGGAUAUAAAGCCAUUUUUUGUCUAAUUCUCUAAUAUGUAACUUAGUUUGUUAUCUCACGUCCUGUGUUUCCGUCAAUGGUGGGAUGAUUUGAUCCUUUUGAAUUCCACUCUCUCUCUUUAUGCCAACGGGCAGCGAAUAGAGCAGAGAAAUAAUUAACGAGCCAAUAUGUAAGCCCAUUAAAGGCCCAUGAACCUUCCUUUGACUCACUGCCACUGACUCACAGUGGCCGCACAGAGAUGAUACGACGCCAUAACUAUACCUCCGAGCCAUGUCCUCUUGCCUUCACUUUUCUCCCUCCCGUAUCUCAACCGCUUCCGUUUUCCCGCCACAAACCUCCUUACCUUCUUCGCGCCACACCAACCUCCGCAGCACUAGCCGAAGUCUCCAACGCCGUUGAUGGCUCCCCUUCGAAACUCAUCUCUCAGCAACGCUCUCCGGAGUUUUGGAUCGACACCCUCCGCUCGAAAGUCCGAUCAAAUCUCCUCCGUGAAGCCGUCUUAACUUACAUCGACAUGAUCGUCUCCGGUAUAACGCCCGACAACUUCGCCUUCCCCGCUCUGCUAAAAGCCGUCGCCGACCUCCGCGACGCGGAUUUGGGGAAGCAGAUCCACGCCCACGUGUAUAAAUUCGGAUACGGAGUCGACUCCGUGACCGUCGCGAACACCCUCGUGAAUUUCUAUAGAAAGUGCGGAGACUUCGGAGAUGUCUACAAGGUGUUCGAUAGAAUUACCGAGAGAAACCAAGUCUCUUGGAACUCGUUGAUUUCUUCGCUGUGUAGCUUCGAGAAGUGGGAGAUGGCGUUGGAGGCUUUCCGGCGUAUGUUGGAUGAGGAUGUUGAGCCUAGUUCGUUUACUUUGGUGAGUGUGGCUAUAGCUUGCUCGAAUUUGAGUGAGGGGUUGUUGCUUGGUAAGCAGGUUCACGCGUUUAGUUUGAGGAAGGGUGAGUUGAAUUCGUUUAUGGUGAACACGUUGGUGGCUAUGUAUGGUAAGCUGGGGAAGUUAGGGUCUUCUAAAGCUUUGCUUGGGAGUUUUGAAGGUCGUGAUUUGGUGACGUGGAACACUGUGUUGAGCUCUUUGUGUCAGAGCGAGGAGUUUCUCGAGGCGUUGGAGUAUUUGCGUGAGAUGGUGUUGAAUGGUGUUGAGCCUGAUGGGUUUACUAUUUCGAGUGUUCUUCCCGUCUGUUCACACUUGGAGUUGUUGAGGACAGGGAAGGAGAUGCACGCCUACGCUUUGAAAAACGGGUCUUUGGAUGAGAAUUCUUUUGUUGGGAGUGCUUUGGUUGAUAUGUAUUGUAACUGCAAGCGAGUGGUGAGUGCUCGUCGUGUGUUUGAUGGAAUCUUUGAUAGAAAGAUUGGUCUUUGGAAUGCUAUGAUCGCUGGGUAUGCGCAGAACGAGCGUGACGAGGAAGCUUUGUCUCUGUUUAUUGAAAUGGAAGGAAGUGCUGGGCUUUUGGCUAACACAACCACAAUGGCAAGCGUUGUCCCUGCUUGUGUCCGUUCUAAUGCAUUCUCUAGAAAAGAAGCGAUCCAUGGUUUUGUUGUGAAAAGAGGUCUAGGAGAAGACAGGUUUGUGCAGAACGCAUUGAUGGAUAUGUAUUCUAGGCUGGGGAACAUCGAUAUCGCCGAGAUGAUAUUUAGUAAAUUGGAAGAUAAAGAUUUAGUUACGUGGAACACCAUGAUUACAGGUUAUGUAUUCUCAGAAUGCCAUGAGGAUGCGCUUCUUCUGCUACACAAGAUGCAAAACUUUGAAAGAAAAGCUGAUCUGAAACCCAAUUCCAUCACUCUGAUGACAAUCCUCCCCAGUUGUGCUGCACUGUCAGCAUUAGCAAAGGGGAAAGAGAUCCAUGCUUACUCCAUCAAGAACAAUUUGGCAACUGGUGUGGCUGUAGGAAGCGCUUUAGUCGACAUGUACGCAAAAUGUGGCUGCCUCCACAACGCGAGAAAAGUGUUUGAUCAGAUUCCAAUCAGAAACGUCAUAACUUGGAAUGUCAUUAUAAUGGCAUACGGGAUGCACGGAAACGGGCAAGACGCCAUAGAUCUGCUCAAGAUGAUGAUAGUACAGAAAGUAAAACCAAACGAGGUUACGUUCAUCUCAGUGUUUGCAGCUUGUAGCCACUCAGGGAUGGUGGAUGAAGGAUUGAGAAUAUUCUACAACAUGCAAAACGAAUACGGUGUUGAACCUAGCUCAGAUCAUUACGCAUGUGUUGUAGAUUUGCUUGGAAGGGCUGGUAGAGUUGGAGAAGCGUAUCAGCUCAUGAACACGAUGCCUCUUGAUUUCAACAAAGCUGGAGCUUGGAGUAGUCUCCUAGGUGCUUGCAGGAUUCACAAUAACCUAGAAAUUGGAGAAAUAGCUGCUCAGAAUCUCGUUCGGCUUGAACCAGACGUAGCUAGUCACUAUGUGCUACUUGCCAAUAUAUAUUCAUCAGCAGGUCUUUGGGAGAAAGCAACAGAGGUAAGGAGAAAAAUGAGAGAGAAAGGGGUGAGAAAAGAACCUGGAUGUAGCUGGAUCGAGCAUGGAGAUGAAGUACAUAAAUUCAUAGCCGGCGACUCGUCUCACCCGCAAAGCGAGAAGCUCCAUGGAUAUCUGGAGACCUUGUGGGAGAAAAUGAGAAAAGAAGGUUAUGUACCUGACACGUCUUGUGUGCUUCACAAUGUAGAAGAAGAUGAAAAGGAGGUUUUGCUAUGUGGACACAGUGAGAAGCUAGCGAUUGCGUUUGGGAUACUCAACACAUCACCGGGUACUGUUAUAAGGGUGGCUAAAAACCUGAGGGUUUGUAAUGACUGUCAUCAAGCUACAAAGUUUAUCUCAAGGAUUGUUGACAGAGAAAUCAUAUUGAGAGAUGUUAGGAGGUUUCAUCAUUUUAAGAAUGGAACUUGCUCCUGUGGAGACUAUUGGUGACACAUUAUGUUUAAAAAUUAUCUUCUUUCUCCACUGUAUAAUACUGUAAGUGUUGAUUCUUGUAUAAUCCACAGUUGAGCAAUAAAAAUUUCAAUCUUUUAAAAAA